CAAAACUUUCUCCGCUGAUCACAGGAGAAGCAGGGCAGCAGGAAGACCGGCUUCUGAAUCCUACAACACCGCGGAGACUCACUGACGUGGAAACAUGCCUCUGCGGUUGGACAUCAAGCGGAGGCUGACAGCUCGGUCGGACCGGGUGAAGAGUGUGGACCUGCACCCCACCGAGCCCUGGAUGGUGGUCAGCCUGUACAGCGGCACUGUGGUGGUCUGGAACCAUGAGACACAGGCGAUCGUGAAAACCUUUGAGCUGUGUGAUCUGCCGGUCAGAGUGGCCAAGUUUGUAGCCAGGAAACACUGGCUCAUUGCCGGAUCAGAUGACAUGCAGAUCCGUGUGUUCAACUACAACACUCUGGAGAGAGUCUACAUGUUCGAGGCUCACUCUGACUACAUCCGCUGUAUCGCUGUCCAUCCUACACAGCCCUACAUGCUCACCAGCAGUGAUGACAUGCUGAUCAAGCUGUGGGACUGGGACAGGAAGUGGGUCUGCAGUCAGGUGUUUGAGGGACACACUCACUACGUCAUGCAGAUUGUCAUCAACCCCAAAGACAACAACCAGUUUGCCAGUGCCUCUCUGGACAGAACUAUUAAGGUGUGGCAGCUGGGCUCCAAAACUCCAAACUUUACUCUGGAGGGCCAUGAGAAGGGAGUGAACUGUAUCGAUUACUACAGCGGAGGGGACAAGCCGUACCUGAUAUCAGGGGCUGAUGAUCGCCUUGUAAAGAUCUGGGAUUAUCAGAACAAAACUUGUGUUCAGACCCUGGAGGGUCACGCUCAGAAUGUGACCUGCGUCAGCUUCCACCCCGAGCUGCCAAUCAUCCUCACAGGCUCAGAGGACGGCACUGUUCGAGUGUGGCACUCCAACACCUACCGACUGGAAAACACACUCAAUUAUGGCAUGGAGCGGGUGUGGUGUAUCAGUGGCCAGCCGGGCUCCAACAGCGUGGCUCUGGGCUACGAUGAAGGCAGCAUCAUCAUCAAGCUGGGCCGGGAGGAGCCGGCCAUGUCCAUGGACUCCAGUGGGAAGGUGAUGUGGGCUCGACACUCCGAGGUGCAGCAGGCCAACCUGAAGGCGUUGGGGGACACUGAGAUAAAGGACGGAGAAAGGCUCCCACUGGGUGUCAAAGACAUGGGCAGCUGUGAGAUUUACCCACAGACCAUUCAACACAGCCCCAACGGGAGAUUUGUGGUGGUGUGUGGAGAUGGGGAAUAUAUCAUCUAUACCGCUAUGGCCUUGAGGAACAAGAGCUUCGGGUCUGCUCUGGAGUUUGUCUGGGCUCAUGACUCCUCACAGUAUGCCACCAGAGAAGGCAGCAGUAUAGUGAAAAUAUUUAAGAACUUCAAGGAGAAGAAGACUUUUAAACCUGACUCUGGGGCUGAAGGUAUCUUUGGUGGCUUCUUACUGGGAGUCAGAUCAAACAGUGGUCUGGCCUUCUACGACUGGGAGAACGCCGAACUGAUCCGCCGAAUUGAGAUCCAGCCUAAAUAUAUCUUCUGGUCUGACUCUGGGGAGCUGGUGUGCAUCGCUACAGAUGAGUCUUUCUUUGUGCUGCGCUACCUACCAGAGCAAGUGGCAGCAGCCCAGGAGUCCAAGGCAGAGAUGACAGAAGAUGGAAUAGAGGACGCCUUCGAGGUGCUGGGGGAGGUCCAGGAGGUGGUGAAGACGGGGGUUUGGGUGGGAGACUGCUUCAUCUACACCAGCUCUGUAAACAGACUCAACUACUAUGUUGGAGGGGAGAUCAUCACCAUAGCUCACAUGGACAGGACCAUGUAUCUGCUGGGCUACAUCCCAAAGGACGACCGUCUCUACCUCGGGGACAAGGAGCUGAACAUCAUCAGCUACGCCCUGCUGCUUUCUAUGCUGGAGUACCAGACGGCUGUCAUGAGGAAGGAUUUCAGCACAGCAGACAAGGUUCUACCCACAAUCCCUAAGGAGCAGAGGACCAGGGUGGCCCUCUUCUUGGAGAAACAGGGCUUCAGGCAGCAGGCCCUGGCUGUGUCCACCGACCCAGAGCACAAGUUUGAACUCGCUCUGCAACUGGGAGAGCUCAAAACAGCCUACCAACUGGCAGUGGAGGCAGAGUCAGAACAGAAAUGGAAGCAGCUGGCUGAGCUCGCGACUACAAAGUGCCAGUUUAGCCUGGCUCAGGAGUGUCUGCACCAAGCGCAGGAUUACGGGGGAUUAUUGUUGCUGGCCACCACCUCGGGCAACGCAGACAUGGUGGGCAAGCUGGCAGAGGGGGCAGAGAGGGAUGGGAAGACCAACGUGGCCUUUAUUACCUUCUUCAUGCAGGGGAGACUGGACAAAUGUCUGGAACUUCUAAUCAAAACCGAUCGAUUGCCAGAGGCGGCAUUUUUGGCAAGAACAUAUAUGCCCAGCCAGGUCCCAAGGGUGGUGAAGCUGUGGAAAGACAGUCUGUCCAAGGUCAACCAGAAAGCAGCAGAUGCUCUGGCUGACCCCACCCAGUACAGCAACCUGUUCCCUGGCCUCCAGCAAGCCCUGCUGGCUGAGCAGUACCUGAAGGAGACUCAUGUCGGGGUCAGGCCUGCUGCAGAAUACCCGCUCGUUACGCCAAACGAGGAUUGUAAUGUUCUGGAGGAAUCUGCUAGAUUUAUGCCCAAAGGAGACUUCACUGAGCCAGAGAAAAUGGUGGAGAGUGUGAGCGAAAUCCUCGUAUCAACAGUGGCAGAAACUGCACAUUCAGAAGCAGCAGUGGAGGAGGAGCUCAUUCCACUAAACCAGGAGUGCACUCAUCCUGAUGCAGAAACAGAAGAAACAUCUCUCCCAACAGCCUCUGUUCCUGACACCGGAGCUGAAGAACCUGUUGAACCAGAACAAGCACAACCAGCGUCUUGUGAGGUGGAAGCAGUAGAGGAGGACACUGCUGCUGAAGCAGAUACUUUAGUCUCUGUAGAGGAACAAAUUGUGCAGGAGCCUGUAAUUGAGCUUCCUGCAAAAGAGCCAGAGAUGGAAGUUGUGGAAGAUGUCAAAUCCAUUGAGGUCGAUGUUCAGGAAACGUCUCAGUCAACAGAAGCUCCACCUAAUGUUGAGGUUGCUGCAGCAGAAACCAUCAUGUUGACAGAAGAAGCACCAAGUGAGCCAGCAGUAGCAGUAGAGGAUGUCCUGGUUAGUACCAGUCUGACAGCCGAUGCUGUAGUCACAAGUGAGGAAAUGACCACUUACGAAGAGCUGAAGACAGAUCUCUUCUCCUCAGAAGUUCCUCCCCUGAUGGACUUUGGAGCAGCAGAAACAAAAGAGACGUCUGUUACUGAGGAACUUGUUACAGAAACAGCACAUUCACAGGUAGCAGUAGAGGAGCUCAUCUCUUUUGAAACCAUAAACAGUCCAUUGCUGGAUGAACCUGUUCCGAUCCAAACUUUCCAACAGUUGGCCCUUGAUCCACUGCUAGACUCACUUGGAGAUAUGUUGCCAGUAUUGAAACCAGUUCCAACACAAGAAUUAGAGCAAGAGGAACAAACCGCAGCACUUCCGGAAAAGCCGGAGGGCAAACCGGAGUCUGCGAUUCUUCCACAGGCUGAGCCAGAGGUUUCAUCCCCUGCAGCAGCUCCUGCAGAGGAGGAAGAGGAGGCAGGUCCUGAGGGAUCCGAGGAGCCGGCAGAGGACCUCGAGGCAGAGAUGAAUGACGAGGCUCUGGAUGAUCUGGAUCUGGACAAUUUUGACCUGGAAGACAUCGACACCACAGAUAUCAACCUCGAUGAGGACUUCUUGGGCGAUUAGAAAAAGCAAAACUUCGCAUUUUUUCUGCAAGCCAGUUUUCCUCAGUGACCAAAUAACAGAAAGGGCCAUUAUUUAUGGCAAAAACAAGCCGUCAACACAUCAUACUGCCUUUGAAUAUUAAUAAACAAGCAUCUGCUUUCUUGUUUGUUGGCUAAAAUAGUCAUUUGUAAGAUUUACUGUAACUUGUAAUUCCUACAGGGAUUCCCACAUUCAUGCUACUGCGGGCACAAAUUGCAUAAAUUAUUGUGUAAACAUGAUAAACCAAUUCUGAUGAGGCAGGCUGUAAUUAAGCUCUAUGUAAACCCAUUCAGUAGGGUCUUGUAGAAAAAAAAAAAACAGGAGACAAACAGGGAUUACCGAAAGCUCUUAUUAGCGUACUUUCACAUAAAUAACUGGGGGUUUCCUGUAUCUCAUUCCUAAGUGGAUUUUGCUCUACUUGUUGACAGCAAUGUAAACUAUCAUUAUUAAAGAAAGCCUUCUAAUACCUCAUAGCACUGCUGUUGAUCAGGGUGUCGACAAAGCCAUUGAAUUAGAACAGUAUUUUAUACAUUUCUAUGCAGCACAACUCUUCUGAAUUACUUUUUUAAAUGUAAAAUAAAUUCCAACAUUUUAAGCAAGAAAAGGUAGUGUACACUCCUUAUUUGGUUCUAUUCUUGGCUUCAUUUGCUUUUUGUUGUUGAUCUCCUCGAUGCAUGUUUAUCUCUCAAACCCAAGGUGAAAACAUGGUGCUGUUCUUAGGUCAGCAAAUAAACUAAAACCUUAUUCCAGUUACUUUUUUUGUUGCUCCUUCUCUUUUUGAAUAAACAGAUAAUUGAUGCUA
Messenger RNA from Acanthochromis polyacanthus (spiny chromis), 4565 nucleotides. Its product is annotated as coatomer subunit beta'-like. NCBI's taxonomy places the organism in Eukaryota, Metazoa, Chordata, Actinopteri, Pomacentridae. Gene Ontology annotation, molecular function: protein binding; structural molecule activity. The coding region runs from base 95 to 3745 and encodes 1216 amino acids. The transcript has 22 exons. Gene Ontology annotation, biological process: intracellular protein transport; retrograde vesicle-mediated transport, Golgi to endoplasmic reticulum; endoplasmic reticulum to Golgi vesicle-mediated transport. Gene Ontology annotation, cellular component: COPI vesicle coat. The record is from RefSeq and is a predicted model, not a curated record.